AUUUUAUUUUAUACCUGAUUAACCUCAGAACCUGAUACGGUGAGGUGAGGUGAGCAGUUGAGACUUGAGAGAGGCUGAGGCUUGAGCCUUGAGCUGUUGUCUGUUGAGCGAACAGUGGAGACUGGAGACUAGAGAGAGGCGGAGAGCAGAGACUAGAGAGAAAGGAUUGAAAUGGACAGGUUCCGGCAAGAGAAACUACAGAGAUAUGAGGAAUUUGUUGAUAAACGCUUGAAACCAGAUCUUGUUCACGCUAUCGCUGAGCGGGACAAGGUCUUUGAACAGCAAAAAACUUUCUCAGAUUUACGAAAGAACAUAGAGAAUCUAGAGAAAAAUAGUGUAACCAGUCUUAGGACAUUGGUCAAUCUUGGUUCUGAAGUGUACAUGCAAGCUGAUGUGCCAGAUACACAGCGCAUAUUUGUGGAUAUUGGACUAGGAUUCCACGUGGAGUUCACCUGGUCUGAGGCUUUAAAUUUUAUAUCGCAAAGGGAAGAAAGGUUGGCAAGGCAAAUAGAGGAAUAUACUCGACUUAUUGCAUCUAUUAAAGCCCAGAUAAAGCUGGUUUAUGAAGGGAUUCGGGAGUUACUUCAACUUCCAGCAGAGAGAUCUGUACAAGGUCCUGUAUUUUAACAUUCGACUUACAUGACUUGCACUGCCUUAAGAAGAAAGGAAAAAAUUGUAGAAACAGAAAAACAAAGAUUUUUGGCAAUGCAAAAUAUUACUCUGCAGUUUACACGGUUC
Messenger RNA from Quercus robur (English oak), 738 nucleotides. RefSeq lists its product as uncharacterized. Bases 172 to 627 code for a protein of 151 amino acids. Gene Ontology annotation, cellular component: mediator complex; chromatin. The record is from RefSeq and is a predicted model, not a curated record. Gene Ontology annotation, molecular function: transcription coregulator activity. Lineage: Eukaryota; Viridiplantae; Streptophyta; Magnoliopsida; Fagales; Fagaceae. Gene Ontology annotation, biological process: positive regulation of transcription by RNA polymerase II. The transcript has 7 exons.